This is a messenger RNA of Neltuma alba, 2688 nucleotides long. Its product is annotated as dolichyl-diphosphooligosaccharide--protein glycosyltransferase subunit STT3B. The transcript has 6 exons. Gene Ontology annotation, cellular component: membrane. The coding region runs from base 181 to 2424 and encodes 747 amino acids. Gene Ontology annotation, molecular function: oligosaccharyl transferase activity. Lineage: Eukaryota; Viridiplantae; Streptophyta; Magnoliopsida; Fabales; Fabaceae. The record is from RefSeq and is a predicted model, not a curated record.
CAAAAACUUGACUUUAAUCUAAUCCCAGUUAGUUCUAGGGUUUUGCGCCACUGGUCUACGUCCACAACCCAUCUCACUGUUGACUCACCAUUUUCCCGAGAAAAUUUGCAUGGAAAAUCCUGGAUGGUAAUCCCACAUCUCCAAUUAACAUAGAUCCCUACUUGAUUUCUUAUUCCAAUUAUGGCCGGGAAAUCUGAACCCUUAAACGGGACUGUGAAAUCUGGAUCGAACCAGAGCAGUCCAGCAGCAAUGCAGGCGUCGGCACUCAAGGCCGAUCUGUCGAAUAUCUUUUCUUUGAAGAGCUUUAAGCUGAAAACCAAGCAGCAGGAGCUGCUGAUCCGGGUUUCCAUCCUAAUGCUCGUCUAUGUCUUGGCUUUCAUCACUCGGCUGUUCAGUGUUCUGCGGUACGAGUCCAUGAUCCAUGAGUUUGAUCCUUACUUUAAUUACCGGACCACAGUUUUCUUGACUGAGAAGGGUUUCUAUGAGUUCUGGAACUGGUUUGAUUCUGAGAGUUGGUAUCCUCUGGGUCGUAUCAUUGGAGGCACUCUUUACCCGGGUCUCAUGGUCACUGCUGCUUUAAUUUACUGGGUUUUGCGAUUUCUGAGGUUUGCGGUUCACAUCCGCGAGGUCUGUGUGUUAACAGCACCGUUUUUCGCAUCGAACACUACCUUGGUUGCUUAUUUCUUUGGUAAAGAGAUUUGGGAUUCGGGUGCUGGUCUUGUUGCUGCGGCAUUGAUUGCUAUUUGUCCUGGGUACAUUUCUAGAUCGGUGGCUGGAUCAUAUGAUAAUGAGGGUGUUGCCAUUUUCGCCUUGUUGUUAACAUUUUACUUGUUCGUGAAGGCGGUGAAUACAGGGUCGCUUGCGUGGUCUUUAGCUUCCGCUUUUGGAUACUUCUACAUGGUUUCUGCUUGGGGUGGUUACGUGUUUAUCAUUAAUCUAAUCCCACUAUAUGUGCUGGUUCUUUUGAUCACGGGAAGGUAUUCAAUGAGACUGUAUGUUGCUUAUAACUGCAUGUAUAUUUUGGGAAUGUUGCUUGCAAUGCAAAUUCGAUUUGUUGGAUUUCAGCACGUGCAAUCUGGAGAACAUAUGGCUGCUAUGGGCGUCUUUUUCUUGAUUCAGGUAUUUUACUUCCUGGAUUGGGUAAGGCAUUCUCUUGCCGAUGCUAAAUUGUUUCAGGCAUUUUUGAGGAUCACAGUAACUACUGCAGUUAGUGUUGGUGUCAUUGCUUUGGGAGUGGGCACAGCAUCUGGUUAUAUUUCUCCAUGGACAGGCAGGUUCUACUCCUUGCUAGAUCCAACCUACGCUAAGGAUCAUAUUCCAAUCAUUGCAUCAGUCUCUGAGCAUCAGCCAACUGCUUGGUCAUCUUUUAUGUUUGAUUACCACGUCCUCCUCUUUUUCUUUCCUGCUGGGCUCUACUUUUGCUUCAAGCGGCUGUCGGAUGCAACAAUUUUCAUAGUUAUGUAUGGUCUUACAAGCAUGUAUUUUGCUGGUGUGAUGGUUCGAUUGAUUCUUGUUGCUACACCUGCAGUAUGCCUCAUUAGUGCUAUUGCAGUUUCUGCCACUGUGAAGAAUUUGGCUCAGCUUGUAAGGGCCAAAAGCAAAGCUGUUCAGAGUGGUUCUAGCAAAGGAACUAGUACUGUAAAAGGUUCUUCCAAGGGUUUGGUUGAUCACUCCCAGCCUUUCCAAAGAAAUGGCGCCAUUGUGUUACUUCUUGGUGCCUUCUAUCUGCUCAGCAGAUAUGCCACUCACUGUACCUGGGUCACAUCAGAGGCUUACUCAUCUCCCUCAAUUGUCUUGGCUGCAAGGGGGGCCCAUGGUAACAGGGUCAUAUUUGAUGAUUAUCGUGAAGCAUACUUCUGGCUUCGUCAGAAUACUCCUCCAGAUGCUAAGGUGAUGUCAUGGUGGGAUUAUGGUUACCAAAUCACUGCCAUGGGAAAUAGAACGGUCAUUGUUGACAACAACACCUGGAACAACACACAUAUAGCAACUGUUGGGCGUGCGAUGUCUUCUUACGAGGACGAGGCUUAUGAGAUAAUGCGAUCACUUGAUGUGGGUUAUGUUUUAGUUGUCUUUGGUGGUGUUACUGGUUAUUCUUCUGAUGAUAUAAAUAAAUUUCUGUGGAUGGUGAGGAUUGGUGGUGGUGUUUUCCCUGUAAUAAAGGAACCUGAUUACCUGGUCAAUGGAGAGUAUCGUGUAGAUAAAGGGGCUGCUCCCAAGAUGUUGAACUGUCUAAUGUACAAGCUGUGUUAUUAUCGCUUUGGGGAGCUGACAACAGAAUAUGGCAGACCACCUGGGUAUGAUCGUGCAAGAGGAGUUGAAAUUGGAAACAAAGACAUAAAGCUGGAGUAUUUGGAAGAGGCAUUCACUACACAGAACUGGAUAGUUCGUAUUUAUAAAGUAAAACCACCUAAAAACAGGUGGUAAGUCUUGCCUACGAUUCCUCUCCCAAAGGGGGGGCAAAAAAAGGAUGGAAAAAGUCAAAUGUACUUUUCUCUGCGGGAACUUGUAGCAUUUUAGUAAGCAUGAGAGCCCAAAUACUGCUGGCUAUUUAUAUGUCAUAGACCUUUUUUUUUUUUUCCCUUUCAUCUGCAUUUGUAGAAUUCAGUUCAGGUAAUGUAGUGGAAUCCUAACUUCACUUUUUCAUGCAUAUGUUGAAUUCAGUUCUUCUAAUUCUGUGGAGUCAUUUCU